AGCUUUCUUCUCUCCGUGGGCUGCUCAUAGAAGGGCACGGAACCAGCUCUGAUGGAGCCACUUGUUCUACACUAUUAAUUAUAUUUAAACUCUUUUGCUCACCCUUCACACCUCCCCUCACAAUGGAGAAAGCCUCCUCAGGAGAUAUGGAUUUGGAUGAGUGGGAGUACAUCCCUGAUGAUGAAGAUGAUCAUGGCCUUUUUGAUAUCAAGCUCUCAAGGAAGAUGGGUUUUGAUCAGAAGUGUGUAUUCGACAUGAAUUACUUCAUCUGCCCAUCUCCUACUCCUUCAAGACACAUCUUUGAUCCGCCUCCAAAAUCGAGUCUUCCGAUUCCGAGGAGGGAUUCGAAGAAACUUGUUCCGAUCCCAGUUCGAUUGGAACCAGUUUCAGUGAAGAACCCAGAUCAUGAAUUUGUGAAAGAUGAAUCUGAGGUUCCAGUUGCGAAUCCAGAAGCAGCAGUUACAGGGGAUCAAGAGAUGGUCUCGCAAGUCUUCUUCAGGAAAAUGAAGGAGAAUGAAUUUGUCGACAUGAAAAUGGACUCACCCAAAUCAGGGAAUACAGGGAUUAAGCCUCAGUCAGAGCUGGGCUCCUUUCCAUUUGAGGAGAAAGACGCAGGCUUUAAAGGUGAGGCCAAGGAACACAACAAGCCUUCUUCUAGAGUGGCAACUGAGCAAGGAAUGGUGAAGGAGGACUACCCAGAUUCCAAAAUCAAUAGAGAAAGCAACUGGGAAGGUGGGUUUUCUAUCUUGAAGUGGAGACUAUCUGGGUUUGGUGCUCUCUGCUCUGUAGGUGUGGCUGCUGCCACUAUUUGCAUCUUCAUCUUUGGAACCCACCAGAGACACAAGCAUCACCUGAACCAGAACCAAAAGCUUCAUUUCCAAAUCUAUGCCGAUGACAAGAGGAUCAAAGAAAUGGUUAACCAUGCUACUAGAUUGAAUCAUGCUAUUUCAGCAGUGAGAAAUGCUCCAUUGACCAGAGCUACCAUUUCCUUUGGGGGUUACUAUGAUGGUCUUUAGAACUAAAAAGCUGUCUCCUUUUAUGUAUAUACUGCAUAGUUGCAGACCAUAGCGGAGAGUGAACAUCUGUAAAUACAAUAAGUGUUUCUUGUAUCUUUUCUGCUCUUUAGAGUUUAGAAGAAGCAAUGGAAUGGGAUGACAGAGGAGGCCCACUCUGUUUCAGUA
Messenger RNA from Macadamia integrifolia, 1181 nucleotides. RefSeq lists its product as uncharacterized. The coding region runs from base 123 to 1016 and encodes 297 amino acids. The record is from RefSeq and is a predicted model, not a curated record. The transcript has 2 exons. Lineage: Eukaryota; Viridiplantae; Streptophyta; Magnoliopsida; Proteales; Proteaceae.